Messenger RNA from Saccostrea echinata, 1258 nucleotides. Its product is annotated as nuclear distribution protein nudE homolog 1-like. Gene Ontology annotation, biological process: cell migration; centrosome localization; vesicle transport along microtubule. NCBI's taxonomy places the organism in Eukaryota, Metazoa, Mollusca, Bivalvia, Ostreida, Ostreidae. Gene Ontology annotation, molecular function: microtubule binding. Gene Ontology annotation, cellular component: kinetochore; kinesin complex; centrosome. Bases 1 to 948 code for a protein of 315 amino acids. The record is from RefSeq and is a predicted model, not a curated record. The transcript has 9 exons.
AUGGAUGACUCGAAGAAGUUCAAAACACCACAAGAGGAGAUAGAUUUCUGGCGACAAGAGGCAGAACGUUUUAAACAAGAUUUAGAAGAAACAAGGGAGGAAUUAGAGGAAUUCCAGAUAAGCAGCAGGGAGUUGGAAUGUGAACUGGAAGCACAGCUGGAGCAGCUGGAAUCCAAAAACAAAGAUCUUUUGUCAGAGACCACAAAACUUAGCAGUGAAAAUGCCUCACUCAAGGAAAAGAUUGAGCUGUUACAAACAAACAGUCACAGACAAGUAUCCAAUUUAGAGGAUGAACUAGCUCAAGUUAGUGCCUAUAAAGAUGAACUACAAAGAUAUAUCCGAGAGUUAGAACAGACAAAUGAUGAUCUGGAAAGAGCCAAGAGGGCAACAGUUGUAUCACUGGAAGAUUUUGAAGUGAGAUUAAAUCAGGCAAUCGAAAGGAACGCCUUUUUAGAAAGUGAAUUAGAUGAAAAGGAAACUUUAACAGAAACAGUGCAAAGAUUGAAAGACGAAGCAACAGACCUUCGAUCAGAGUUAAAUGUGGUACAAUCAAGACCAGCAAGUUCAGUUGAAAGCAUUGCUUCCAAAGAUGACAGUAAUUCCAACGCAAUCCCGGUAAAAAAGAAACAGGAUUCGCGAGAAGAACACAGCAUUAAUGAUAAAGCUCCCCCUUUAUCCACACCUCCUAAUAGAGGUAUACCUUUUAAAUCAGCAACAAGCACACCACUAACACCAUCUGCAAGAAUCUCAGCUUUAAACAUUGUAGGAGACCUGCUUCGAAAAGUUGGAGCUCUAGAAUCUAAACUAGCUUCCUGUCGAAAUUUUGUGAAAGAUAAUCCAAGAGGUGGAAAGCCAGUGUCAGCUAGUCCAACGAAUUCCCCAAGGGCUAAAAGAUUAAACAGAGGAGCCUCAGUGCCACCACAGCAAGGAGUGAAAAUUCCAGUCUGAUGUUCAGCCAAACCUCGCCACUCUCACAAAGCAAUCCAUGAUGAUAUUUUCUAUCCAAGUAGUCAGGGCAAAGAUUACAUGUUUCUGUGACCAGUUAUUGAUCUUUAGAUGCUGUCAGAAUUUCAUUCCUGAACAAACAUUUUCGAUUACAGAAAAGGUUAUUUGAACUUUUUAAAAACAGUGUUUCAAUUUUGGGGGAGGGUUGUUGUAUACAUGUAUCCAUGUAUAUAACAUCAAUUCUUUGUCAUUCUGUAACUGGGUUUCACAUUAGCAAAAUUCUCAUAAAAAAAAUUGUGAUGUAUAUUUUUUU